Messenger RNA from Pongo pygmaeus (Bornean orangutan), 1322 nucleotides. It is a transcript of the gene TAX1BP3, whose product is annotated as Tax1 binding protein 3. Gene Ontology annotation, molecular function: protein kinase binding. Lineage: Eukaryota; Metazoa; Chordata; Mammalia; Primates; Hominidae. The record is from RefSeq and is a predicted model, not a curated record. Bases 98 to 472 code for a protein of 124 amino acids. The transcript has 4 exons. Gene Ontology annotation, biological process: neurotransmitter receptor transport, endosome to postsynaptic membrane; receptor clustering; cell-cell adhesion. Gene Ontology annotation, cellular component: postsynaptic density; adherens junction; basolateral plasma membrane.
CGAGCGGGGAGGCCUUUGUUAAGCAGCGAGGGCGCGGCCGCGGGUACUCUCCUGCCAGCUUCUCGGAGCGGCGCUGGGCGACCAGAGCGGGGUCGAGAUGUCCUACAUCCCGGGCCAGCCGGUCACCGCCGUGGUGCAAAGAGUUGAAAUUCACAAGCUGCGUCAAGGUGAGAACUUAAUCCUGGGUUUCAGCAUUGGAGGUGGAAUCGACCAGGAUCCUUCCCAGAAUCCCUUCUCCGAAGACAAGACGGACAAGGGUAUUUAUGUCACACGGGUGUCCGAAGGAGGCCCUGCUGAAAUCGCUGGGCUGCAGAUUGGAGACAAGAUCAUGCAGGUGAACGGCUGGGACAUGACCAUGGUCACACAUGACCAGGCCCGGAAGCGGCUCACCAAGCGCUCGGAGGAGGUGGUGCGCCUGCUGGUGACGCGGCAGUCGCUGCAGAAGGCCGUGCAGCAGUCCAUGCUGUCCUAGCAGCCGCCACCAUCUGCGACUCCUGCCUGCCGCCUCUGUACAGUAACGCCACUUCCACGCUGUCCCCAUCUGGGUUCCGCUGAGCACUGGGCCCCAGCUCAGAAGGGCUACAGCUGGUCCCAGAGGCCUGGCCUGGCCUUCCUUAACUUCUCCCAUCCCUGGCCUGGGGCCUCUGGGACCAGCUUUCUCCCCUGGACGCCGAGGACUGGAAACAAGGGCCUGGAGCUGAGUGGUAGCCAGUCUGCUGUGACCACAGGCUCAGCUCUGACCCUGCUGCCUGGCCAGAGCAGUGGCUGGGCAAGUGGGAACCACUAUGUCUUGGGAGCCCCCAAAGCUGGGAAAUGCUGGAGGGGCCAGGCCUUUCCCGCUUUCCCCUGGCUGCAGGGUUCGGCUCCGCCCCUGCCCCUCAGCCCUCGUGUGUCCCCCCCGCAGUGCCUCUGCCCAUCUGGGGACUGGACACACAUCCUGCCAGAGGUGCUAUGAAUGUUUGCCCAGAUGAAGCCAUGUGGGCUCCCCGUUCACUCCCACUCUCCCGAGGGGUGCUGGCCUCCCCAGGGUUUGCCUUCUUAUAGGAUUUAGACGAGGUUCGAGGCUCACAUUUCAGGGCAGCUCUCAGGAUUGUCAUUUUCCUCUUUGCCUGUGGGUUUAACUUUUAUAUUUUUUUAAUCACGAGUUUGAUACAAAAUGUUUUUAUCGUACUCUUUGGAGAUGCCCAUUCUACUUUUGAAUUUAGCUUUUACUAAUUCGCAUCUGGAAGCUCAGCAAGUGCACAAGCCUUACUUUGGUUACUGUGGAAACCACUGCCGCCCCUCUCCAAUGUGGUGUGCUCAAUAAAAAAUGCUGGAAUUCA